AUGGAUGAGACAGCGUCGCUCUUCUUCCAGCUUACUCCGCAGCAAUCUCUCCCGCCUCGGGUGAACGACGUUCCCGCAGCCGCCGAUUGGUUGCGAAGCUUCGCCGGUCACAGCUGGCUGGCUUACGGCGCAGGUGGCUGCGUUGUAAUCACAACCGCUCCGUGGCUCGUGCACGGCAGCGGCGCGCGAGAGGACAGCCUGCCACGUGGCGCCCGUUUCUAUCACCAGGUCCUGGAACUCCCGCCGUCGCUCAAUCCAGAAUCUGCUGAUGUGGAUCUCGCGAACCGCUCAUUCCCAAUCUUGGCUGACCAGAGGAGACCAGAAGAGGAAGCUGCAAGAAAAUUUCCGUGUGUGGAGGAUAGGGAUCAGGUAGCCGUUGUGACAUGGGCAGCACCGGAUAGCACCUUGGCGGGCGUUCUAGCUGCAGCUAAGGGAACAUGCAUUUACCUCUUUGCUCCGAGUUGCCAAGACAUCCCCCUCUCAUGGCGGCCUGCUCAGCUGAUCCAGUUCCCCUCCAAGGUCAUCUCCCUCGCCUGGACUGGUUCAGCAGACGGCCUUCUGAUCAGCGGCGAAUCGAAUGUCGCCAUGUGGCAUCGUUCCAAGAAGAAGCAGCAGAACGCGCCCCUGCUGCAGCCGCUGACGUGUCUGUGGCAGGUGCAGACAAGUGUCGCGCAGGGACUGGCUGCGACCUCGCUGCAUGCGGAUGGGUUUGCUGCUACUGCUGAUGUGGCAGUAGGAGAAGGAGAAGGAGGAGUUGGAGGAAGAGUUGGGACAGCGUGGCGGAAGGGCGAUGACGAUGGGGAGGGUGCGGAGGAGGAUGGUGAGGAUGAUGAGGAGGAAGAAGAGGACGAUGAUGCGGUGUCUGUUGUUGAUCUGCCACACCCCGCACCUGUGCUGGCAGUCCAGUGGAGGCCACAAGAUACAGCCUCCAAGCCUUUGUCUUCUUCUGGGGUAGGUGCAACUAGUGCAGGUGGAGCUGGAACGGGUGGAUCAGGUUCGGCGCCGUACCACCGUCCGAUCCUGUUGACCUGCUCUGACGAUGGCACAGUACGGCUCUGGAUGGAGAUUGACAGUGGCAGCAGUCGAGCCAAGGCUGGAGGCUCGGCAGGAGCAGCAGGUUCGGGGAGCCGGACCGGGAGCAGAUUGAGCUCGCCGAAGCACCCUGGGAGCAGCAGGUACGGGAACCAGAACGAGAAUCCGAACCUGGAGGCUGGGUUCGGUCAGAAGAGAAGGAAGGGGGCAGAGAGGCAAUCAUCUGAAGAGGGGAGAUGGGCGCCCCCUCCUGCUUUCUUUGUCUGCGCUGUUGUUGAUGGGAACAUGACACUUGGAGGGAGAUUGGGAAUGGAUAUAUCUGUGCUGUGGGCAAAAGAGCACGUGCAUCUGGCAGGGCACAGAGGGGCGAUCACAGAGGUAGCUGUCCACCCAGCUCCAGGCUUCCCUCUUGCUGCCACCUUAGAUGCUCAUGGUAACACUCUCCUGUGGGGCCCUCGCGCCCCUCCCUGGCUCCCCCUCCUCACGGAAACCCCGGAAGGUGCUUCUAACGAGUGGGUUCUGCUGGGCUCGCUUCCGCCAGCUGUCCCAGGCAGUGGGGGAGGUGGAUAUGAGAGGGGUUUUGCACGGCUGGCAUGGGCGCCUGUUCUGCUGCCAGGUGGCGGCAGCGUAUUGGCUGUUGCUGGCACUGGGAGUGUGGAGCUGUAUCUGGUGAGGCGUAUACGUGAGGAAAGGGAUGGCGAGCAUUCAGGGGAGGGCGAGCAUCAUGGGGGGGAUGGGGGUCCGGGGGGGGGUUAUGCUGGUGAUGCAGAGGAGGAGCGUGUAGAGUGCAGCUGGCUGUGCUCUCUCACUCUCCUGAACGCAUUCCCUGAAGCACCUGUAGAGGAAGCUGCAGGUGCUGCUACCACAGCUGCCGCUACAGCUGCUGCCACAGCUGGUCCGUUCCUGGGUGUUGCCUGCCUGCCUCACACGCCCCACUCUGCCACCCAUUCUGCAUCCUCAACUCCAACGAAUUCAGCAGCUGCAGGUCCUGCCAGGCCAGGCAGAGGAGAGAGGAGGGGGAUUCGAGUGGUGGGUGUGGGACAGGGCGGGCUGUGUGUGUGCGUGUGGACUGUGGAAAUAUGCGUUCAGAGGGGUGAGGCAAGGGCGAGAGUGCACACAGAGAAGGAGUCCGUGGGAUUUAGGGCUAUUACUGACGAGGGGAAAGCAGGGGAAGGCGAGGAAAGAGCGGAAGGAGUGGAGGGAGCAGCAUGGGAAGAAAAUGCUGUUGGCUGGCUGGUGGGUGUGUGUGGAGCCGAGGGAGGAGGGGAGGAAGGAAAAGGAGGGGAACGAGGGGAGGGAGAGGGCGGAGAGGGGGUGGCAGCUGUAACGACAAGCACACGUGUGAUCAGGUUUCCCAGCAGCCGCCGGGUCACGUGCCUGCACUGCGCCCCUGUGAAUGACUCCAUAUGGGCGUCUCCUCUUAAAGCAGGUGGUGCAAGUGGUGCUUUGCAUCAGGGAGGAGGGAAACAUGCCGCUUCUGAUGGUACAGGGACAGCUGGUACUGCUGGUGCGUCUGGUUCUUCUGAACUGCAGGCAUUGCAAGAGAUGUUGAGUCGAAGGGGUUGGUUGGAGGAGGCUGGCGGUUUGCUUUCAGGGGCAGGAGCUGGUUCUGCAACUUCCGGGCAGUUUGAAUCUGGGCAGUUUGAGUCUGGACAAUUUGGAUCUGGGCAGUUUGGUUCUGAGCAGUUUGGUUCUGGGCAGUUUGCUGCCCGUUUUGGGCUGCCCAAGGGGAAGCACGCAGAGGAGGAGGAGGAGGGUCUGCCUUAUGAGUUUGCAGUCGGUGCCUCUGCUGGUGGAUUGGCUGGUACCGGGUUUGGCACUGGCAGCGGCACUGCUGGUUCUGGUCCGGGUCAGGAUCGGGGAAGCGUGUACCAGGAAUGGAAUCGGUCUGGGGGAAGGAUCCAGGAAGCUUCUACAGGGAGGCGUGAUUCAGUGGAGGCGGUAAGGGCAGGGGGGUGGAAAGCCCCAGGGUGGGCGGGGUGGGUGGAGGUGGGGCGGGUGGAGCUGGGGGAGGUGGGAUUCGUGCGGUGCUUGUCGUGGGCCCCACAAGGGGUGCUGCUGGUGGGGACGGGGCAGCAGCUGCUGGUGAUCAGCCCUGUGAUGCGAGCUGAGGCAGCUGUAGAAGCAGUCGGGGCAGCAGGGGAAGGUGCAGGGUCAGCAGGAGCUGGUGCAGCGGAUGUGACACCAGCCGCAGCAGGAGGGGGAGGAGGAGCAGGAGCAGGUGGAGGAGUCAGGGCAGGGUUUACAGCAGGCAAGGCUGGGCUUGGGCUUGCCUAUUCCCGAGAGCCAUCCGCAGCAGACCUGUCCCUCUCCGUCUCCCCGUGGAUCUCCCCUGCCACUUCCCAGCUCAGCCUCACCUCCAUGUCGCACAUCAGCCUGACAGACCUUGCAGUCGUGGCUUCCCGAAGCGGCAGGUCCGGGGCUGGCGCGCAGGCUCGGCCCGUGGCUCGGGUGUCCAGCCGCCUGUCUCUGCCACUGUCAGCUUCAGACCCAGCUCUAGCAGCCGCUCAGAGUGUUCUGGCUGGGGCAGGCACAGCAGGGACAGGUGCAGGAGCAGGAAUAGGGUCAGGAGCAGGAGGGGCAGGAGGGGGAGGAAGGGCAGGGGUGCUGGGAGGGGGACGAGUGAUGCCAUACACUCCGUCUGCCCCCAACUUUGGCCUUCUGGGCAGCCCUGCAAGGCGUGACGCUAGCAGCAGUGGGGGACAGUUCACCAGUGGAACAGGAGAGGCAGGAGGAGGUGAGGUGAUCGCAGAAGCAGGGUCGGAAAGAGAGGACGUGAAAGUAUCCGCGCUGGUUCGUGCGCUGGACGGCAGCGGGCGGCUGUUGCUGUCUGAUGCGGUGGCAGCAGUGGCAUCAGUGGUACCAGAUUACCACCCCACGGUCAUCUGGACUCUACUCAACCAGGGAUUGCUGCCUUCUGCACGUGCAUGCAUCCGCCACCUCUCGCGCUCCCUCGCUGCAGCCCAAGCCAAGGCUCACAGUGCUCACAGCCAGCACCAGCCGCUGUGCCUCCCUGAAGCCUCCUCCUCUGCCUCAGGUGCACCUGCCGCGAAGGCUGCUGCUGCUGCCUCGUCCGGACGUCUGUCGGGGGGAUUCGGAGGGGAUUUUGGGGGAUUUGGAGGGUCUGGAGGGGGUUUCGCUGGGUUUAGCAGCACAGGAGAAAGUAGUAUGGGAAGCAGGUCUGGUGGGGGUGGGGGGGGCGCUGGUCGGGGGACUAGUGCAAGGGCGAGUGGUGGUGGUGGUGGUGGUGGUGGUGGUGGGUCCAAGCAAGCGUAUAAUCCUUUUAGUCUCGUGAACGUGAGAAGUGCUUUGGAUGACAGUGAUGGGGAGGUGGAGGGGGAAGAGGUGGACGUGGGAGGGAAGAGAGGGUCAGCUGGAGCAGGAGAGAGCAGCAAGGGUGCUGAUAGUGGUGGUGGAGGAGGAGGAGGAGGGUUGGGAGUGAAGGGUAGUGGCGUUGUUCCACCUGCAGUGCUGCGGUGGCAGCAGUUGCAGCAGCGGGUGCUGGUGAGGGGGCAAGCUCCUUUCACAGAGGCCGAAGCAACAGCCAUCUUCCAGGUGCUAUCUGAGGCAGGCGGGACCUGCAGCACCGGUACCUCCUCUGGUGGUGGUAGUGGUACACGGAUGGCUGGUGUGCGGUACACCUCUGGGUUGACAGCAGCGGAGGCGGACAUGGUGGUGGUGUUGUUAGACGUGCUCGCAGCCAUGGAUGGUGUGGGCGUGAAGGAGGAGGAGGAGGAGGAGUUGCAGCAGCCUGAGGGUGGUUCUUCAUCGUCAGCAGUAACAGCAGCAGCGUCAGUGGCGCGAGCAGUCAAGGCUCUAGAUGAACCGGGGAAAAGGUUCUGGCUCGCACUCCACCUCUCCCGUGCAGCAAAGAAGCACCAGCAGCGCCGCGCUGCUGCCGCAGCCGCAGCCGCAGCUGCAGCAGCUGAAAAGGCCGCCUCAGCAGCAACCACCAGAGCAGGAGCAGCAGCUUCUGCCUUCAGCUCUUCUUCUGCCCGUAGGCUCAGCAUCAGCAGCAGGUCCGGGGCAGGUUCAUCUGGGGCAGGUGGGCUUGGGCAGCAGCAGCAACAGCAGGGGCAGGGGCAGGGGCAGGGGAAGCAGGGGCAGGGGCAGCAGCAGGGGCAGGGGGAGGGGCAGGAGGGGAAGCUGGAGGUGGAGUCGCGUGCAGUGGCGUGGGCGGUGCACACGGAGUCAGUGGGUGAUGUGGUGAAUGCAUGCCUGCAUGAUGCUGACAAACCCACGUGGGCGGGUCUCAGGGCGCUGGGAGUCGGGUACUGGCUCUGCAACGCCACGCAGCUCAGACAGCUGGUGGGUGUAUGGCCAUCUAUAGUCUAUCUUGUGGUGGAGUGUGCUGGAGUGUGCUGGAGUGUGGUGGAUUGUGGUGGAGUGUGGUGGAGUGUGGUGGAGUGUGGCGCAGUGUGCUGGAGUGUAUUGGAGUGUGGUGGAGUGUGGCGGAGUGUGCUGGAGUGUAUUGGAGUGUGGUGGAGUGUAAUGGAGCGGGUAGCGCGGGCGCAGUACCAGCAGAGGCGGGAUCCCAAGGACUGUGCGCUGCUCUACAUGGUUCUGGACCGCCGCUCCGUGCUGCACGGGCUGCUCAAGCUCAGCCGCGACGACCGCGACAAGAAACUGGUGGACUUCCUGGGGAGGGACUUCACGGAGGAGCGGCACAGAGCAGCAGCUCUGAAGAAUGCAUACGUGUUGCUGUCGCAGCACCGCUUCGACCUCGCAGCCACCUUUUUCCUCCUGGGAGACGACAUCCCCUCCGCCGCCUCUGUGUGCGCCCGCAACCUCAACGACCCCCAGCUCGCGCUCGUGCUGUGCCGGCUGCGGGAGGACAAGGCGGGGGCGGCAGCAUAUUCAAAGGAUGUGAUUCAGCGGCUCUUGUUGCCAGAGGCUGUUUCGAAAGGGGACGCCUGGAUGGUCUGCACUCUCAAGUGGCUUAUGGGACAAAAGCUCGAAGCCCUCCAAGACCUUGUCCUGUCCUCCCACUACAACACCAACACUCCCUCCCUCACUCGCUCCUCCUCCUCCUUCUCCACCACCGCCACUGCCAGCUCAGCACUCACCCCGUCGCACCCCGCCAUGUCAGCAGCCGAGCCAGCUGGCGCUGAGGUGGCGGCGUUCUGCGCCACAGUGGCAAAGAAGCCAGGUCUGGGGGAGGAGACGGAGGCAGUGCAGGGACUGGCAGCAGUGGCAGCAGUUGAGGCUGUAAGUGGGAGCGACCACAUGGGACUUGUGCUGCAAUCUGUGCUCGAAAUCACCAAGCAGAGGGGUUUGGGUCCGGUUCAGAGCGGUGCUGGUCAGGCGCAGAGCGGUGCUGGCGGUUUCAGUGGUGGGGCUCUGGAUUUCGAAGGCAUGAACGUGGGCUCAGGCAGCAAUGGUGCUGUAGGUUCAGGUGGAGCUGGUUUAAGUGUUCCCAUGGGGGCAAUGGUCGGGAAGACAGUAGGUUCGGUACCAGCGGUAGUGGGGGAGGGAUGGGUGAUGCCUGCAGUGGUGGCAGCAGUGCAAUCAGCCAAGCUGCGGCAGCUGCUGAAGCAGAGAGCUGCUGCCUGCCUUGCUGCUGCUAGCGUGAUAUCCUCCCAGGCCAUAACGGCCUCUCAGCCAUUCACCUUAUGCCACGUCACGGCCCACAUGGCACAAUGGGCCAUCCCCAGGCCGCUCCCGCGCCCAGAUGCAAUCUCCACCGUCCAUCCGCCCCACCUUAUUGAAGAUCUACGCGCACAGCUGUGCAUGGUAAUCCUUAGGCGGGUGGCCGUCAGUCUCCCCCCCGCACUGUCACGGGUGGUCAUGGGGAGAGGGGCGGUGGGCGGAGGGAGGUGGAGGGUGAAGCGAGUAGAGACCUUGCUAGAGCAGAAGAUAGAGGCCGAGGGGCGAGUAGUGGCUGCUCUGGCUCUCAUCUGCUUUGUAACUGCUGCCUGGAUGUCUCACCGCCCUCUCACCCUUGCUCGACUGCUCGAGCCAGUGGUGAGGGAGCGAGGCGGGGAGAGAGGAUGGAGAGGGGUCGGGGAAGGAGGGUUUGGUGAGAAAAUGGGGGGAGAUGGGGAAGGGGAGAGAGUCGUGCGGAGUGUGGGGGGGAGAUUAGGGGUUGGGGGGGUUGGUGGAGCGCCUGUGUUGUCUGGGGAGGGGGAGGAUUGCCUGGAGUGGUUUCUGGGGUUGGAGAGACGGUUGAAUGGGGGAGGUGGGGUGGCUGGCGAAGGAGGGGAGCGAGAGCAUGGAGGGGGGCUGGUGCAUACAGGAGGGGGUGUUAAUGGUGCAGGGGGAGAGAGAAAGGGAGAUAAGGAGAAGGAGGUGGGGCAGGGCACAGCAGAACUUGGGGGGAAGGAUGAGGAGGGCAGAUUCGUGAGACCUGGAUGGGCGGUUGUAGAGGGAAAAGUGGUGGUCCUAUCAGAGGACGACAUGUGGCGCGUUGUGGGCACGUCAGUGUGGUCGCUAGUGGAGUG
This is a messenger RNA of Closterium sp. Naga37s-1, 7472 nucleotides long. The record is from the annotation of a GenBank genome assembly. Lineage: Eukaryota; Viridiplantae; Streptophyta; Zygnematophyceae; Desmidiales; Closteriaceae.